Messenger RNA from Biomphalaria glabrata, 5547 nucleotides. RefSeq lists its product as uncharacterized. The record is from RefSeq and is a predicted model, not a curated record. Gene Ontology annotation, molecular function: zinc ion binding; carbonate dehydratase activity. The transcript is spliced from 8 exons. NCBI's taxonomy places the organism in Eukaryota, Metazoa, Mollusca, Gastropoda, Planorbidae. Bases 287 to 2779 code for a protein of 830 amino acids.
UCUGUCCAGACACUCUAGUCGCAGGGACCCGACAGAGAAGUCUGUCCAACGACAGGACUGUGGAUACAAAUUUAAACUGGGUUGUUACAGAGGGGAUCACCUGUCUUGCAUGCCUCUGGAGUCCUGGACAAGAAAACUACUCACGUUGGACAUUUCACUCUAUAUUAAUUUCUAGACACAUUUUGUUUAGAACUGGUCAAAGUUUUAAGUAAAGCUGACCGUUACAGUUUGUAAAAAAAAAUUACCUUGUGAAAACAAAUUGGUUGAGAAGGAAACAUCAAGAAACAUGAAUACAACCGCAGCGGCUGCCGCAGGCAUGACAAAAUUAACUCUUUCCUUUCUGUUAUCUCUCUUGAGUGACAACAAUUAUCCAGGUCCAGAAGCUCCUGUUACCAGCAAGCAUCAUUGGGCUUACAAGGGACCUGAAGGUCCAGACUCCUGGCAUGUCCACUACAAGUACUGCGCUGGUGAGCGACAGUCCCCUAUCGACAUACUUCCACUGACCUGCGAGUACGACCCUGGUCUGGAGCCAUUCAUUUUGGACAACUUCGACUACACUAGUGCUCGCACGGGACCUUGCGUACUCAACGUCACCAACAAUGGCCACGCAGCCAGUGUAAGAGUAUCUGGCGAGGACCUGAGAGUUCGUGGAGGCGGCUUACAGGGGGUGUACAAGACAGCAGAGUUCCACUUUCAUUGGGGCAGUACGGAUGACUUGGGGAGUGAACAUGCCCUAGAUGGCAUCAAGUUUCCUUUGGAGAUGCAUGUGGUGAACUAUGCUGAGAAAUACGGAACUAUCAAACAAGCCAUGAAUAAACCUGACGGUCUAGCUGUCCUGGGUGUAUUCUUCCAGCUGAGUGAAGUGGACAACCCGAACUUUGUUGCACUGGAUGAGGCCCUCAAGCAUGUCCAUAAAGCAGGGGAACACAAUUUGGUCGAGCAAUUGGUACUCAGGACACUACUCCCAGAUGACCUGUCCAGAUAUUGGCGUUAUAACGGUUCGUUGACCACACCUUAUUGUUUUGAGUCUGUUAUCUGGACAGUGUUUACGGAACCACAGAAAAUCUCCCACACUCAGUUGGAGACUCUGCGCUCAUUGCUUCACGAAGAGGGCCACGAUAUGAACGACAGAGGGGAUCAUCACACCAACACACCGUCCCGCCUAGUAGACAACUGGCGCCCCCUGCAGCCCCUGCAUGGAAGAAAGGUGACCAGGAGUUUCCCUGAAGCCAACUACAUGAGCUCGAGAGGCAGCUUCUACCCAGUGCCGGUUGAACCAACGACCACCACAGCGGCCAGCACAACCACCAACACAGUGACCACCGUUAAGACGGACUCUGGUCAUCCUGUCCCAACCUCUAACGGCGUUGACCCAAUCCCCCAUGCCUCUCCCACGACUUCUGAUAACAAUGACAGAAACCAGAUCCACUCGUACAAUGGUAAUAAUGGCAACCAUUAUCAAAAUAACGUGCACGGUAACCGUGUUCUCUCUCCGAGCCAAAGUAAGCCCAUGGAAUCCAGCAAUUCUCACUACUCCCCUGGAUCGGCUUCGCCCACACAGCAAUCUUCUGCGCCAAGAGAUUCAAACGCGAAUUCUGAUAGAUCAUUCAACAAUAAUGAAAACUCGAUUCACAGCUUUCAACCGUACAGAAACUCAGCCAGCAUUCAAAGCGUGUUGUUUGAUAUGAAGCAAGAUCCUAGCCUCGUAUACCUUACCUCUGGUGCUAGCCCAGUUAGGACGGUAGGCAAUGUUCAUCAGAAUGUCGAAUCACACAAAAACUCCCAGACUCCGGUGAAUGGCAAUAUGGAAUCAGCUGGAAAAAUGAAUGAUCGUUCUAUAAGCAAUACCAGCAAUCUUCCACAGAUACCCACCUCAUUUCCCAGCUCCGCUCCUGAACCAAAUCAAGCCAAGACAGCACAGUUCAACUUAACUGUACAAAAUCAUGAACCGAGUCCAAGCUCCAAUCAAGUAAAUAGUGGGUAUCAGCAGCCAAGCCAAUAUUACAAACAGCCGCCAAAUCAACUCAAAAGCCAAAAUCUGCCUUUGAGCUACCUCAUGCAACCUCAAAAUCAAGACUCUCGUCCAGACCCUGUUGACAGAAUGAUUCCUGCAAUAGACGGACAUCUUUACAAUGGGCUAUCUCAGAACACGCAGCGUCAGUCCACACCGACUGGCCAGCCAUUGUCUUCCGAACACCUCAGAUCCAUCCUGGAAAAACUCGCGGCGACCAACAGGAUCAACACCCGCUAUUCACCAAACUCCGCCCAACAGACAACGAGGCUGUACCAACCCAACCCUGUCCCAGCCGAGAGUAAUCCGGAGUUCUCCAACCACAUCCGAGACAGGGACGGCAACCUCCUGAUGAUUGACAGAACCAACGGAGAGGUCUACAUGGUCCGGCAAAACUACAACAACUGGAAACAACAGCAAGGAGGUUCGUACCCUCAACAGCUGCAGCGACAAUACAUCUCACAGCAGCCACCACCACCACAAGACCGGUAUUCGGAUUCCUACAGCAUCAUAUCAACGGCGAAUAUGAGAGCUGACGAACUAGGAGGCCCUAGGGAAACUCCAGUGGAGCCGUACUCGUCUGUAUUUCUUCCUCGCAUGGAAAGACCGGUCCGAAUAAGCAGUCCUUAUUACGAUCGAGUGAACGCUGCAAGACAACAGCCUCAGGCUCCAGCAGCAUCGCUAUAUAACUACCUAGUGCCUGCAUCAACGCAGUAUCAGGCUCCUAGGUACCCCCGCCCUAAUGUUGACCAACGACUCAUUGGUUGAAUUUAGUGAUACAGUUUCGAUAGACUUAUAGUUUACAUGAUGAGAGUUAAUCUAAGCACUAACGAUGUAAUUGUAGUUUGAAUAAAGAGAUGAAGAUAGGGGAAUUCAAUAGUUUACAGUAAAGAAAGAUGAAAGAGUCUAGACAACAAAGAUAUAUAAUCUCGGAACAAAAAACAAACAAUAAUCCUAGCUUGAAAGAGGAUGAAUAGCUCUGACAACAAAGAUAGUCUGGGUAUAUAUGUGAUGAUAAUCAAACUAGUCAGAACAAAGAUGAAGGUUAAAACAAAGAUGAAGAGCUUUCCAAAAGCUGUAUCUUUGACAUAGAUACAGAACCAAGAGGGCAACUUUGAUAAACAAUGUCUGGUUGGCCAGUGAUCUAUCGGUUCAAAAGUUACAUAGUUUGAUUGGGAUAUUCUAUACCGACAUAUGAGUGGCCAAAGGAAGGGAUAGAUAUUAAAAUACCCGGUGAGGUCUAUACAGACAAUCCUGUUGCUAUAGGCCUACAGUUUAUUAAUGGUUGCAUAUCGUGGCAUUCUUGUGAUCUCCUUACCAGUGCUUCAAAUUCAAGAAAAUUUUUAACUUUUCACUAAAUGAAUAGCGUCAAUAUAAUAAAAAAAAUUAAAGCAUUUAUAACCUCUCCUUAAAUUAUGUGCCCUUGUUUGUUGUCGAACAAUAAAAUAAUGGCGUGCCACUGUUAAGAAUGUUUUCCCAUGUGCAAUAGAUAGAAUUAUUUGGAUGUUGUUGUCUUCGUUAUCUGUACACUUUGUUCGUCUUUGCAAUGUACUCAAUAUUGUCUCUGUACACGUAUAUUGGAUCACGUGAUCAUUAUUUAGUUAAUACUUCAAACACAUAGAAAUAGAAAGAGAUGGAUAGAGACAGAGAGAGAAAGUAAGAAUGUUUUAAGAUACCAGUAAAAACAAACAAAAAGUAGGAAAGAAAGAAAAUUGCGAAACAAAAUGUGAAUGAAAAGAAUGAAAUCAUAAUUAGAGACAACUUUAAGUGAUUCCUUUUUGAUCCACAGUCAACGUUGCUAUCACUAAACUACACAAUUCAUAUUCGAUUCUGUUUAUUUGAAAUUUAUUCUGCUGUCUCAUUGAAAUUAACCCAAGUAGUUUUUUUUUUUUCAAUUAACAAUCUUAUCUUAUCUUAUAUGAUACAGACGUUACUUCAAAAAAAGAUGUUUACGUCCUAAGCGUCAUACAUAUUAACCAAUGACCUAAAUUCUGCCAAGUCACUGGUUUUCUUGGCUAGCUCAGGCAACCCAUUCCAUGCUCUAAUAGCGCUUGGGAAGAAGGAGCAUUUGUACAAAUUAGUCCUAGCAUAUGGAACGAGGAAUGUGCCUUUAUCUUUGUGUCUUUCUGAGUAUUUUAUUAAAUUUUGUUUUUGUAUUUGAAGAUUAUGGUUCAGUGUUUUUAUGUAUAAUUGCUAUUUUACUUUUAAGUCUUCUAUCCGGAAGGCUUUUCUAAAUUUAGUGAUUUUACUAAAGGUGUUACUCUAGUCAAAUGUGAAUACUCGUUUGUUAUGAAUCUCACUGCUCUAUUUUGUAUCUGUUCCAGUUUCUUAAUGUUUUUCUUGAGUUGAAGGGUCCCAAACAGAGAAUGUAUAUUCUAUUAUUGGCCUAACCAAGGUUAAAUAACAUUUUAGUUUUUUGUUCUUAUUUGAUUUACAGAAAUUUUUUUUAAUAAACCCUAAUGCUUUGUUUGCUUUUUUUUGAUAGUUUCAUCAAUAUAUGUGUUACAUCAUUGUCUAGUUACUCGGACCACCAAUUGCAACAUAUCUGAUAUUUAUUUCCAUAGUAACAGUGUUUAUAUAUACACACUCGUUUUAGUACGAGCUUCUUACCUUCAUCAUUUAUUAAUGUGAAAUGGCAAAUUGAAUGUUUACACAUGUAUUCAAUAGCAUCUCACAGUUUAAUCUGCUGCUGUACAUUUUUUAAAAUUAUGUUUUUAAAGAUAGUCACAAUUCAAGUCAAAACAGGUGUUCAUUUGUUUGUUGGUUCAUUUCUUUAUUUACAUAUUUGUUUGUUUAUUUUUCUUUGAUUUUGUAUAUUUAGUUUUGAUUUAUAUGCACUUCAUUGGAAUAAAAAAAAAUAAUUUUGACGAUAAUUACAAAAACAUUAUUUGUUCUUCUCUAUGUCGAUAUUUAAAAAAAAAAUUUAAUAUAAUUUUUCUUAUAUCUAACUUACACUAAGACAGAACAAACUGAUUAUUUGUUAAUAUAAAAAUAAGUUGAAAAUCAAAACAUAAAGAAGAUCCUUCAUGAAGAAACGAUUCUCAGACACAUCGUCUAUGAUAGUGUGCAAAAUCAAUCUGCAGCCAUCGACAUGACAUUUAUGUUUAUGUGCAGUGAUGUUUCUUUGCCGAUAUUUUACAUGAUACGCCCCUGUCAAAGAAUAUGUUACAUCUUUAAGUUCUGAGCCUCACGGGAAAAUUGGACCUGCCCACUGGGCAUCAACUAGAAUGCCCAAAAAGCCUAGGCUCCUCUGAAUUUUGUUCCACUUAUAACAUUUUAUCUAUAGCUCCAUUUAUAAAGAUUGUGUAUUGUUUAUGUAUGUAUUUUAUCAUUAUGUAUUCAUGAGCACUACAAAAUUCAAUAAAAUAAAUCUUGGUAGUAAAAUAUUAGCAUAAAUAUUUUCAAGAAUAAAUUGAAUGUAAAUUUUUAAGGAGAGUACAAAAUUUAAAUUUAAUGACAUUUUUGGUUCGAAUUUAUUGUUAGAAAGGGGAAUAGAAUACAAUACAAAUUUGAAAUAUAUAAGGUUGCAUGUUUAU